Molecule: messenger RNA, 9605 nt
Organism: Oryzias melastigma (Indian medaka)
Lineage: Eukaryota; Metazoa; Chordata; Actinopteri; Beloniformes; Adrianichthyidae
Gene: xirp2a
Product: xin actin binding repeat containing 2a
Exons: 9
Coding region: 51-9566 (3171 amino acids)
Biological process (GO): actin cytoskeleton organization; actin filament organization
Cellular component (GO): focal adhesion; stress fiber
Molecular function (GO): actin filament binding
Source: RefSeq, a predicted model, not a curated record
UGCGGCGGUGGCGACGGGUGGUGGUGGUGGGGUGUUGAGUUUCAAUAACAAUGGAAACUGAAUCGGGAAAUGGAGAGGAGGUGGCGAGCGUGACCUCGGGCUUCGUUUCCUCCUGGCUGCAGGUGGCUGCGGGCAGUCCGGCGCUCAGAGAGGAGCAGCAGGCGAGCAGGACCAUCGAGAGGUUUGAUGUCCCGCUGAAGAGCCUGAGGGAGAUGUUCGAGAAGCCGGCUGUCACCAGCACCGAAGUCGCCGCCCUCCCCGACAGAGCCAGCGCCGCUCACUCCGAGCCGUCCACGCGUCCAGCCAUGGCCUCCCCUCCAGACGCCGCUCUCUCUGCAGGCAGCGGAAGCAGAUCCAGGUCCGGACAUCCCGAGGAGAAGGCCCCAGGCGGUGAGGACCAGGAGGCCGAGCAGGUGUCAGUGAAGGAGAGAAUGGCCAUGUAUCAGGCCGCCGUGUCCAGCAAAGAAAGCGGUGCUUCCUCUUCCGCUGUGAUGAUGGAUGAGUCAGAGGCCUGUUCGCUGCCUGGUGGGCUGGCAAGUGUGAAGAAACAGUUUGAGAGUCAGGAGUUUGCCUCUUCAUCCUCCCAGUCCACUGUCACGCAGUAUCAAGUCCAGAAGAAAUCAGUCCAGGAGAUCUCAAGCUCUUCGGAAGUGAUGGUGAGGAGCAGCGCCCGCCAAGAGGUGAUCCACGAUCAAAGGGUGCACCAUAACAAUGUGACCACGAGUUACGGGAACCAUUACAAUGAAACCGUUACGCUCGUUGGAGGAGACGACCUACCAAAGGUUUCCACUCAGGCUUUGAAGCAGCAGUAUGAAAAAACGAUUGAGGAAGCUGCACCAGCCAAGGAAAUCAAGGUUGAUGUGGAUUUCAACCAGUUUCAAUGGACACCUGUUAACCAAUCGUCCAAAGUGUCCACAAGUUAUGACACGUCGUCUGAUGCAAAGAUGGUGACUGCUUCCUCUGCUUCAUCUAUGGGUUACAAGGCGACUGAUCACUUUUCUCCUCCACCAUCACAUCUGCAAGUGAAAGCCAGUGAAAGUAGCUCCCAGUCUCAGGAGUCUGCCUCCCGCCAAAGCUACACUGGGAGCAAGGAACAGUACUUCAAGCACAAGAGCAUGGCGGAGCUGAAACGCCUCUACAAGCACAUACAUCCCGAUGUGCGCAAAAACCUAGAGGAAGAUUUCCUCAGCCAGCUUAGUGAAGCAGAAAAGGCAUCGUUCGAAAGCAAAGAAAUGAGUGAAGUCCAGCAAACUCGCUUUAGGUUUGAAAACGACGACUCAAGUGAAUGUUCAAGCCCCGAUGAUGAGUCUUUGGAGUGGGACGAGAUCCUCAAAGGGGAGGUGCAAUCGAGGCGCUGGAUGUUCGAGAACAAGCCUCUAGAUACGAUCAAAGACGAUUCCACCGAUGAGAUUGAAGAGAGAAACAUUGCACAGCAGGAAAUAAUAGCUGGCAAAGAUGUCCGAUACACAGCUUGGAUGUUUGAAACUCAACCCAUAGACGCUCUGGGGACGGAGGCUCCCGAAACUCUAGAUCAAUCGGAGAAACAGACCGAUCUGGCGAGAGGUGAUGUCCGCACCGCUACUUGGCUUUUUGAAACGCAGCCUCUCGACUGUCUUAACAAGAUCUACCAAGAAGACGAACAGGAGUCGGAUGGCAGUAAAGACAUCACCGGAGGAGAUGUCAAAACGGCCAGGUACCUCUUUGAGACCCAGCAUCUGGACUCCUUGGGCAAAAGUGAAACUAUUGAGGAGAGCAAUUUCCUAAGCCUCAAGUCUGAGCUUGAGGAGAUUAAGGGGGACGUCAAGACCACGACCCGCAUGUUUGAGACCUUCCCCAUGUGCGUCAUCAGAGGAGAUUCUGGUGAGAUGCUGGAGAUCACCACCAUCCGCCGGGAGGAGACUGAGAAAGGAGACGUGAGGACGUCACGCUGGAUGUUUGAAACCCAACCUCUGGAUAUGAUCAACAAAGACCCGGCACAGGUAAAACUGAUAUGUGGAAUUUCGCAAGAGGAAGCCACUCAAGGUGGCGUGAACAGAGGCAAAUGGCUUUUUGAGACAAAGACUCUUGAUUCUAUCAAAGACGAGGAGUGGGAGAGUUCCUUGAUUCAAAGGAAAGAGAUAAUCGGAGCUGAUGUGAAAAAACAUUGCCUCGUUUUUGAGACUCAGCCGAUGGACACCCUCAAAGACAACACCAAUGCUAGACCUUUACCCUCUGAAGAUAUCGUAGGAGGCGAUGUUAAGUCAGCCAAACACCUGUUUGAGACGGUGCCCAUGGAAAACCUGAAAGAGCUGCUUCAGGUGGGGAAGCUUACAAAAACGGUAGCAUCCGAGGAAGAAAAAGGUGACGUGAGGCAUCAGAAGUGGGUCUUUGAAAGCCAACCACUGGAGAGCAUACAGGAGGAGAAGAAGGAGAUCACAAGGACUGUAAAUAUUCAAGCUCAAGACAAAGGAGAUGUGACAAACUAUAAAGAGAGAUUUGAAACUAUGGAUUUAAGCAAGUGUGAAAGAACAGAGAAAAUCCAAGUUGAAGGCGUCACAAGUGGAUCUGUGAAGUCCAACAAGGAUCUAUUUGAAUCUACACCACUGUACGCCAUCCAGGACAGCUCUGGCCAUUAUCAUGAGGUGAGGACAGUCAGGCGGGAGGAGAUAGUAAAGGGAGACACCCACAGCUGCAGAUGGAUGUUUGAAACGCGCCCCAUUGACCAGUUUGACGAGAGCGUCAGUAAGUUCCAGAUCAUAAAAGGAAUCUCCAAAGAGGAGAUCGAGUCCGGAGACGUCAAAACAGCAAAGUGGCUGUUUGAGACCCAACCUCUUGACGCGAUCAAGCAUUUCAGCAAUGCUGAGGUUGAAGAACAUAAAACCAAGGAAGAAAUUGAGAAAGGAGACGUGAAAACGUGCAGGUGGCUGUUUGAGACUCAGCCAAUGGACGUUCUGUACGAAAAAGUUGACAGGAGUGAGACCGACGUGAAGGAAGUGCACAGAGGAGACGUGAAGACCUGCACGUGGCUGUUUGAGACCCAGAUGCUGGAUAACAUUCGCGACCAUUCGGAGACAGAGAAUGUUCUGAAGACCUGCACAGUCAAGCAGCAGGACAUCCAGGGCAAAGACGUGCAAAUGGCUCGCUUCCUGUUCGAAACAGAGAACCUGGAAAACAUCACCGGGGAGGAGGGCGGCUCCUUCAGGCGGGUCACCGAAAUCGACGUCCAGUCAGGGGACGUUUCCAGGAUGAAGUGCAUCUUUGAGAAUCGCUCAUCGGAUAUCAUAAGCUCUACUUCGGAGGAAACCAUGCAGAGGCUGAAGACUCAGCAGGCUGAGGACAUCCAGAAGGGAAACGUGGUGAACUGUACCUGGAUGUUCGAGAACAAACCGAUUGACACGAUCUGUGACGCUGAAGGAAGGGAAACGCGCACAGUGACCGAUGUUCAGGGGGGCGACGUCGACAAAGGGCGCUUCAUUUUUGAGACUUACUCUCUGGAUCAAAUAAAGGACGAAUCAAGUGAGACAACCGUUUCGCAACUAACGAGUAUUUUCAGAAACGACACGGAGAAGGGAGAUGUGAAAAACUAUAGGAUGAUGUUUGAAACUCAACCGCUUUACGCUAUCCGUGACAAGGAGGGCCACUACCAUGAAGUAACCACGGUAACUAAAGAAGAAAUCCUGAGAGGAGAUGUGGUGGGCGCACGGUGGCUUUUCGAGACCAAACCUCUGGAUUCCAUAAGGGAUACGGAGGAGGUCUAUGUCAUCAAAGCUGUGACUGAGGAGGGCAUCAAUAAAGGAGACGUGAACUCCGCCAGGUGGAAGUUUGAAACACAACCAUUGGACGAGAUCGCAGAGGAAAUUAAAGUCAAGUCCAAGACAAUUGCUGACAUCCAAGGCGGUGAUGUGAAGACAAACAAGCAGCGGUUUGAGACCGACGAGACUUUGCAGAAGUACGUCAGAACCGUGAGCGUCAGCGAAAUCCAGAGGGGCGACGUCCGAUCGGCCACAUGGAUGUUUGAAACCCGCACCAUAGACGAGAUUCGGGGGGACGGCGUGGAAUACGACGGCAUGGAGAAGGUGAAGAAAGAGGAAGUCAUGAAGGGGGAUGUCAAACAGUCCGUGUGGCUCUUCGAGAAACACCCGCUGGAUAGCAUCAGAGAAUCAGAGGGCUCUGAGACCGUCGCGUCGAAGGAGGAAGUCCUGCGGGGAGACGUGAAAACGACCACAUGGCUUUUUGAGACCACGCCGUUUCACGAAUUUAACGAGAGCAGCGUGGAGAAGACCGAAAUCAUCGGCAAGAGCAUCAAGGGGACACUGGAGGAGCUCUACAGCCAGAAAAUGGUAGAAUCUCAGGGUGUUCUAAUUGAAGCGGAUGAAAUCGGCGACAUUCGCAUGGCAAAGUAUAAACUCCUAAACCAGGAGGCCCCACAAAUCCAAAAAGAGGAGAUCAUUAGUGGGGACCUGAGCAGCAUAAUGAUGAACCUCCUGAACCGGAGGGAGACGGCAGAAAGGGGGAUAACUAUUGACAAGGAGGAGCGCGGCAACAUCAACACCACCGUGAAGCAGCUGCUCAGCCAGGAGCGGGGAAUCAAUGUCGAGAAAGAGGCAAUUAUUCAUGGCGAUAUUCAGGAGGCCAUGACCAACCUGCUGAGGACUGAGGGCUCCUCCAAGCGAGGCAUUCUGAUUCAGGAAGACGAGAAGGGCGACGUCAAGAUGACCAUCUAUUCCCUUCUAAAUAAAGGGGAGAAAACCAGCAUGGAGAGGGAGGAUAUCAUUCAAGGGAACGUCACCAAAACUCUUCAGCGUCUCCUCUCCAACUCCGGGGAGGAGGAGUCGAAAAGGAUACGAGUUGGAGAGAUGGAGAGGGGAAACGUUAGCUUCUACACUACGUGCAUCGAGUCUGGUGCCUUGGACUACUUGAAGCAGUUUCAGUCAGAGUCGAGUGAGGAGCAUGAAGAGGUCCAAAAGGAGCACAUCAUUGGCGGCAACGUGGAAGAAACCAAAAUCCUGCUGCGGAAGAAUCAGCAGACGGUCGGACGUACGGUGGCAGAGGACGACAUUGUGCCUGUUGAUGUGAACAGUAUUGUUCAAGUGUUCAUGACAGAGCCGGCCGUCACCUACAGAAAUCUAGAAACAAAGGACAUUGUCAAAGGAGAUCUCAGCGCCGCCAUGGACUCACUGAACCAUGCCAUAAAGCAAAAAGUGGUCAUCGAAAAAGAAGAGGUGGUGAAGGGAGACAUACCCACAACUUUGAGGAGUCUGGAGGAGGCUCAGCAUCAGCCCAAAGAAAUGGAAAAGCCUGAAAUCAUCAGAGGAGACAUAAGGAGCGCUUUGGAGUCGCUGGAAAAAUCAGCGUCGGUCAAAACGGAGGCAACUGUUGAAGAUUUGGUGCCCGGGGAUAUCAAAGGAACUCUGAGGAGCCUGCAGGAGGCGAAACAAGCCGUGAAGGAGGUGGAAAAGGCGGAGAUUAUCAAAGGGGACAUUCACACCGCCAUGCAAAGUUUGCACGAGGCGUCCAGCGAGAAGAAGUCCUUCCAGCACCAAGUAAGUGAGCAAGGGGAUGUCAAAGGCACCAUCCAGCUCCUGCUAGAGCCGACAACCUCUCCGAGAACUCAACGGAGGGGGAGCAUCGAGGGAGACGUGAGGACUUCCAUAAAAUGCCUUUACGAGGGGCAGGAGGCAGCACAGGUGGAGAAAGAAGAGGUGGUAAGAGGGGACGUCCAAGGGGCAAUAAAGUCACUAAUGCAGAGGAAGCAGUACACGAGCAAGAAACGCUCGCACGCUCCCAAAAAAACAAAAGCGGUCGUAAAAAACCCAUCAGCUGCAGAGCAAACGGAGCGUGAAUCCACACAGGAAUCCAAGAGCGUGGCAGUCACCUCGACCUCCGCCGUGAAAAACCUCGCUCAGAGUGGCGAAACGUGCACACAGAGGCACCAUGACACCAAAUCGCUGAAAACACAGGUAAUAACCCAAGAGGAGCACGCAGUUGCUGUAGUCAAAACAGAGAAUCCUGCAGGGGCUUGUCAUCAGAAAGUGCAGCCUCCACAGAAAACACCUGCUCCCAAGCCUUUUAUGAUGAAGACGAAACAAAAGAGCAAUCAGGAUCAAACGGAGACGAAAUCUGCUGAUGUGAAUGUGAUCAAACAGAAGAGCGUCUCCAACGUGCAAAUAAGCCAGACAACGACGGUCAAGCAGGUGCAGACGGCGGUGACGGAGAAAACCGUCACACAGAAGCAGGUCCAAACGACGCAGAAGAAAAGCGAGGUCCUCACCGAAAAGCAAAACCCCAAUUUCAACCGCAAGAACCCCAACAAAGGAGGCGUUAAGACCGUCAAGGCAGAGAUCCACUUCCCUCCGCCCCCAUCCUCGCCGCCUCCUCCAUCUGAGUCCGAAAUGUCCCUUCCUCCACCUCCGUCACCGGUGACAGAGAGUCCGUCGCCCUCAACAUCCCGGCCGUCGAUCAUGAGGCAGGACAGCGACUUGCCGCCUCCUCCGCCUCCACCUCCGAUGGAAUUUUUCCCUCCACCUCCCGCGGAUUUUCUCCCUCCGCCUCCGUCCCCGCAAGAGCUAAACGCACUACCUCAGCCUCCACCUGCGAAGCCGUUUGGCAAACCUUUAUUUAAAGUGCCCAAGCCGCCAGAACCGCCCAAGCAGCCCGCACCGGUGAAGCCCAAAUGGCAGAAAAAAGCUCCACCUCCACCUCAAGUUUGCCCUCCUCCAGUAAUAGAAUCCACAUCAAAACAAAAAGAGGAAACAAAAGUUGAAACACAGCAGACUGUAACCAGUGGCGAAACCAAACCAGCACCCACAAAAAUACCCAGCAUCCCCACUCAGAGUCCACAGCCACCGAGAAAAGUCUUUGUCCCCCCGAUUAAACUGCCCCCACCAGAAGACCCGGCUCCAGCUCCAAAGGCCAAACCGUACGCCCGCAAAUUUAAGACCCCGCUCAUGCUGGCAGAGGAGAAGUACCGCCAGCAGAAGCUGGAGAAGGAGGCAGAGGAGAUGAGUAGGGUCACCACUCCUACUUCACCACCGGUUAGCAUAACCGCUGCCGGUAUAAGUCAGUCUGCAGUGGAGAAAAGGAAGGAAGAAGAGGUUCUAGAAGUAGCGCCAACUGAGAAGACCCAGUCCCAAAAGCCUAUUAGCAAACCCACUACUUUAGCAAUAAAUAAAAAAGCUGCCACUGCAUCUUCCAUGGCAACGUUGGAUAAAAAGCUUGUUUCCGUAAAGCAUACGAGUGAAAAAGUUUCCUCAGCUGCUAAUCAGACUCAUCAUGAGGCCUCGGAAACCCAAACAAGCUCAAACGUGGUCACUUCCUCAGUUGUGGAGACGCAGCACUUCAUGAAGAAAUCCAGCGGCAAAUCUGUGGAAGCUUCAUCGAUCCCGGUGAGGGAAAAUCUGCCAAGCCACACCUCCGUCCCCCAAAGAAGCGAGGACGUGAAGAAUGCGCCACAGGAGGGAAAACCAGCACCCAUUCAGGCGACAAAAAUUCCCAAAGUCAGUCCGAGCUUUAAAGUGAAAACAUUUAAAGCUCCGAUGGAGAAAAAAGAUGAGCAAAAGGAAACGGUAAAAAGCAGCGUUGCGCAGAAAGUGAGUGUGGAAAGCAAACAACUGACUUCAGCAAAAGCUGAUAUUAAAACAGAAGUGAAGGUGGUGUCGGCCACUGAAGCGGACGCUCGAACCAAGCAGGUGCAGAAAACUGAGGUGGAGGUGAAGCCGGCGCCAUCGGUUACCGUCUCACUGCCAAAGUUGACCAAGAAGACGGCGACCCAUCAAGGACGGGAUGUCAUAUCUGCCUCCCACAGCCAGCAGAGCGUCAAAGCGGAGCAGCGUCACGAGGAGGUGGUGGUCACCGAGCGGGUGGUGAGGAGGCAGGAGAUCGUUCAUCAGCAGCAAACCAAGCAACAAACGACAGAGGCAAACAAAACGCAGAUAAAAUCGAAAGCUGAGACAACAACCGAUAAACGUGACGCCAAGGUUGAAGAAAACGCUGAUUUGGAGAAGUCCAACACGUUGCAGAAGCUGUUGGCUCAGAUGAAAGAGCUCGAGGGCCAACCGAGCAGAUUGGACACCAACACCGUCAGGGAGGUCAUAGGCCAAGUUCCCGACUGGGUCAUGAGUGCAGACGAAAAGAAGAACAUCAGUGAAAUCGCCAAACAGCAAAGCAAGAAAAAGCUGAAAGAGAUGUUUGCUUAUGUGAGAACGAUCGUCCACACUAAAUUGACGCUUCUGGAGAAAUGCGUGAAGAAAGAGGAGCCACCUCCCCCUGUGCUUCCAAAACCUGACAAAAAAGUUUUCAGCGUUGCAGCGCCACAAGUUAGCGCAGCGCAGAAGACACAGAAGAAGGUGGUGGAGGAGAAAAAGACUAUGCAGGAGAGCAGAGUUCAUGGGAUGAGCCAAGCCACCGAGCAGAGGGUGUCCUCCCCGUUGGCAAGCAUCCGGACCCCAUCGCCCACGUUCAUUAGCAUUGAAUCCCGGCGGGUGGACUCGCCCUUGAGAGUGACCCCGUCUCCUCCGCCUUUCAGGUCGGUUGGGACACCUCCGCCCCCUCCUCGGAAAUCUUUCACUCCCACCUUCAGCAGGACCACGAUGUCUCCCACUCUCAAUCGCUCCGAGAAGUUGAUGAAAGUCACCACCUCCAAGCUUUCCCGCGAAAUGACUCCUCCUCCUCCUCCUCCUCCAGUGGCAAUGCCAGAGGUCGACUGGGAGGCAACCCCAGAGAGGAGCGAGCAGGAGCUGGUGGACGUCGCGGAGAUGGUGGAUUCCAUGAUGACGGUAAAGGACAAGAAGUCCUUCUUCGAGGAGGCCCAGAGGGCUGAAGUGAACAAGACCUACUUCCGGAAGGAUCCCAUCGAAAUCCCCGAACGUUUGGGGCCGGAUGCCGAAGAAUGCCCUGACGCCGCGACCCUCGACUUGCUGAAAGAGGACCUCCCGAAAGUAGACCUGUCAAAGCUCGUCAACAGGUUUGAGUCACCCCAGCCAAAAACUUACAGCCGAAAAGAACCCAUCGUCAUCACGGAGAGGCUGGGGAGCGACACCGAAGACGCAGAGCCCGACGUUCAAACCCCAAAAACGGAAGAGAUCCCGACGUUCAACGUCAAAGCAAUAAAGAAUGUGUUUGAGACGGGAGAGCACAGCUCCCAGGCGGCCCGGGAGCUGAGGGAGCAAAUCGAGAGAAGGGAGUCAGAAGGGAGUCACUCCGGAUCCGUCGCAGAGCAAUUCUCCAACGUGGACAACUUAGGAAACCUGACGGGAGGCGAAAUGGAUUCUGGGAGCACGUCGAGUCGCGGCAACCCCCCGUCCUACGCCGACGUGGUGAGGGGCAGAGUUCCGACCGUGGACGUGCCCCCGGAGGCCUCCACCGAGGAGCUGCUGAGGAGCUUCCAGCAGUCGUGGGCCGAGAGCCAGGGAGUCUUCCAGAACCUGGGUUUCAGGGUCACGGAGCAGAGGUCGUCGCAGAUCGUGACCCACCAGCAGGAGACGUUUGUGUCGGAAAAUUCGAGUUCCAGAGUCCGAACUGUGCAGGGUGUGCCGGAAGCGGGUGUACCCCAUGGAGUCACUGAUGGCAGACAAACAAAACUUCCAUAAAAGCUGCUUUCGCUGUGAGCACUGCGGAGGCAAACUGAG